This is a messenger RNA of Castor canadensis (American beaver), 2377 nucleotides long. NCBI's taxonomy places the organism in Eukaryota, Metazoa, Chordata, Mammalia, Rodentia, Castoridae. The record is from RefSeq and is a predicted model, not a curated record.
UCCACCCUGGCGUGGCUCCAGGGUCACUUCCUGCCUGCCUGAGGGAAGAGUUUGUGAACAAGGACAGCAAUUGCAGACUGGUAACUUCAUUUGGUUCCAGUGUGACAUCCUGCCAAUUGGAGGAAGAAAUUAUGAGCAAAGACUGCCACUGCAGACAAGUGACAGCCAGAAGCCACAAGUUUUUGUAAAAACCACGUCUUCGCAAGAUCCAAGAUACAACAAUGGCAUUAUCCCUGGAAGAAUUUGUCAACUCCCUUGACCUCAGGACUCUCCCCAGGGUCCUAGAAAUCCAGUCAGGCAUCUAUUUUGAAGGCUCUAUUUAUGAAAUGUUUGGAAAUGAAUGCUGUUUAUCAACAGGAGAGGUGAUCAAAAUCACUGGUCUUAAAAUUAAGAAGAUCAUAGCUGAAAUUUGUGAGCAUGUUGAAGGCUGUGAGUCUCCACCACCCUUUGAACUGCCUAUGAAUUUCCCAGGUCUCUUUAAGAUUGUGGCUGAUAAAACUCCAUAUCUUACUAUGGAAGAAAUUACAAGAACCAUUCACAUUGGACCUAGUAGAUUAGGACAUCCUUGCUUCUAUCAUCAGAAGGAUGUGAAACUAGAGAGUCUCACCAUAAAGCAGGGUGAGCAAAUCAUGCUUAGCUCAGUUGAAGAAAUUGAUGGAGAAGUACUGGUGAACUGUGGAGUAGUACGGAAUCAUCAGAAUCACUCAUUUACUUUGCCUCUGGCACAAGAAGGAGAAUUCUAUGAGUGUGAAGAUGAACAUAUUUAUACCCUAAAAGAGAUUGUCGAAUGGAAGAUUCCCAAGAACAGAACACGAACUGUGAAACUUACAGAUUUUUCAAAUAAGUGGGACUCAACAAAUCCAUUCCCUAGAGACUUUUAUGGAACUCUGAUUCUCAAACCUAUUUAUGAAAUUCAAGGUGUGAUGAAAUUUCGAAAGGAUAUUGUCCGCAUUCUUCCUAGUUUAGAUGUUGAAGUCAAAGACAUUACUGAUUCUUAUGAUGCUAACUGGUUUCUUCAGCUAUUAUCUACAGAAGAUCUUUUGGAAAUGACCACUAAAGAGUUUCCUAUUGUGGCUGAAGUCAUAGAAGCACCUCAAGGAAAUCAGCUGCUCAGAAAUAUUUUACAGCCUGGGAAAACCAUUGUGAUCCACAAAAAGUAUCAGGCAUCAAGGAUCUUAGCUUCAGAAAUUAGGAGCAAUUUCCCUAAAAGACACUUCUUGAUCCCCACUAGCUACAAAGGCAAGUUCAAGCGGAGACCUCGGGAGUUCCCAACUGCCUAUGACCUGGAGAUAGCAAAGAGUGAAAAGGAGCCCCUCCACGUGGUGGCCACCAAAGCCUUUCAUCCCCUUCAUGAAGAGCUUUCCUCUGUAUCUGUUGGGGACCAGUUUCUAGUGCAUCACUCAGAGACUACUGAAGUCCUCUGUGAGGGAAUAAAAAAAGUGGUGAACGUUCUGGCCUGUGAAAAAAUCCUCAGAAAGUCCUAUGAGGCAGCACAGCUCCCUUUGUACAUGGAAGGAGGUUUUGUAGAGGUGAUUCAUGAUAAGAAACAGUACCAGAUUUCUGAGCUUUGUAAACAGUUCCGCUUGCCCUUCAAUGUGAAGGUGUCUGUGAGAGAUCUUUCCUUUGAAGAGGACAUUUUGGCUGCUACCCCAGGACUGCAGUUGGAGGAAGAUAUCACAGACUCUUACCUACUCAUAAGUGACUUUGCCAACCCCAGAGAAUGUUGGGAAAUUCCAAUUGGCCGCUUGAAUAUGACUGUUCAGCUAGUUAAUAAUUUUUCUAGGAAUACAGAAUCAUUUCUAGUCAGGACUCUGGUAGAAGAGAUUACAGAAGAACAAUACUACAUGAUGCGAAGAUAUGAAAGCUCUCCCUUGCAUCCUCCACCUCGCCCCCCCAAACAUCCCUCAGUGGAGGAAACAAAGUUAACCCUGCUCACCUUAACAGAAGAAAGGACAGCAGACCUGCUUAAGUCUCCCAAGGUAAAGCUAUGAUUUCACAGAUUUUUCUUUAGAGUUGUUUUCCUUGAGGUAAUUUGUUUCAAGUAUUUUCAGAGUUUGCUGUUUGCUUACUUUCAUGCCAUAUUUGAAAUGAGCUUUUUUGAUGCACAGUAUUUGAAUGAACAUCAACAGAGUGUAAGCUGUUGCAGCACUUUAUAUUUUGAUGCUUAACCAGUAGAUGUGGCAUGAAAUCUAUACUGAAUGAAAAAUAGCAGGGAUGACAUUUGAAAGUGAUUGCCCAAAUUGCCCUUCCAAUCGGUUUUGGCAAUUAAAAAUGUUUAAUAAGGUGUCUUAGAAGCAAAUCUCUUUUAUUUUGGAAGUGCAAUUCAUUUUUCCUAGGUAGGAUUAUUUUAAUACUUCAUCCAGGAAAUGAGCAUACA